AUGGCAUCGGACAGCGAGGUAAAAACUCUACUGAACUUCGUUAACCUGGCUUCGAGCGACAUCAAAGCAGCUCUGGAUAAAUCAGCUCCUUGUCGCCGGUCAGUUGACCACAGAAAAUACUUGCAGAAGCAGCUCAAGCGGUUUUCUCAGAAGUACUCCCGCAUCCCUCGGGGUCACCCCAGCAAGCCCCCUGAGUGCGGCUGGCGCAGGGCGGCAGAGGACCGGGCCCGCGGCCCCCAGCCCGAGGCACCUGAGCCCAGCCCCCACGGGAAGGUGGUGCAGACAGCCGAGGCAGAGGAGAGCCUCGCCGGGGAACGGGUUUUGCAGGAACGAAAACCCGAGGCUGCCCGACCGGACCAGGUGCCCAUGAGGAAGCGACAGCUCCCCGCCUCCUUCUGGGAAGAGCCACGGCCGAUCCAGAGCCUGACGGCCAGAGCCUUUCCUUCCAGCCCUGAGGGGCUCCAAGCCCCCAGAGACCCUCCUCCCUAUGAGGGGAAGAAAAGCAGAAGGAACCCAGACGCUGCUGGCCCGGAGAGCCCCCCUGACACUGCGCCACUUGCCGGGGACAAGGAGCCCGCCGGGGCCCUCUCGGGCCGGGUGGGCGCUUGGACCUGCUGCCCCUUCCCCUGCCCCGGGCCAGGCGUGUACCAGCCCCCGGGCGCGCUGCCCCCGUCGCCCUUCCCGGGGCUGGGGCUGUGGAGGAAGAGCGCGGCCACGCUGCCGGCGGAGGUGCCGCACUUCGGCAAGGAGGCCGAUGGCCCGGGCCAGAAACUCUACAGGCCCAUGGUUCUGAAACCCAUCCCCACCAAGCCCGCCAUCCCCCCACCCAUCUUCAAUGUUUUUGGCUAUCUUUAG
Molecule: messenger RNA, 855 nt
Organism: Cinclus cinclus
Lineage: Eukaryota; Metazoa; Chordata; Aves; Passeriformes; Cinclidae
Gene: FAM181A
Product: family with sequence similarity 181 member A
Exons: 1
Coding region: 1-855 (284 amino acids)
Source: RefSeq, a predicted model, not a curated record